CCCCAGAGGGAAACAGAGGGUGAGGGGGAGGGGUUAGAGUUCAUGGUUUACCUCGCCGGAAGUGGCAACGAGCCAUUUCUGAACGAGGCCAGGACGUUGGCGAGAGGCGAUUCAGUUGUACUUGAUAGAGCUGGACUUGGACUUGUUUGUUUAGACUCUACGGUUUUAAUAAAGCACUCCCUCCAACGCCCAUAACCCCAGAAUUUAACUAAAAUGGGCUCAUACACAUCCAACUUCAUGCGCCUCCUUUCCUUAACCAAGCUGCUGUCAUCGCACGUCAACCAAGGCCAUCAUGAGCGUGCUCUUGCUGUUUUCCACCACAUGCAUGCCUCCCUGGCCCUUGCUCUCGAUCCCCAUGUCUUCUCUCUCGUCCUUAAGUCUUGCUCAGCUAUCCAUCGCCCGCAACUUGGUACCUCCAUCCAUGCCCAUGUUGCCAAAUCCUCAUUCCUGUCAAAUCCAUUUGUCGCUUGCGCUCUCGUCGACAUGUAUGGUAAAUGCGUCUCGAUUUAUUCAUCGCGCCAGCUGUUUGAUGAAAUCCCUAACAGAAAUGUUGUCGUGUGGAAUUCUAUGAUAUCGAUUUAUACUCGAUGUAAUUGUGUUCCUGAUGCUUUGAGAUUAUUUGAAGUUAUGGACGUUGCACCCAAUGCGUCAACUUAUAACUCCAUUAUAGCGGGUUCCGUAGGUUUGGCUGAUGGGUCAUUUAAGGCGAUUCAGUUUUACUGGCGAAUGAGAGAAAUGGGGUUGAAGCCAGAUCUGAUUACGCUUCUUGCUCUGUUACCCGCUUGUGUUGCUUUAGCAGCAUUGAAUCUGAUUAAGGAACUUCACAGCUAUGCAAUUAGGAAUGAUAUUGACUCUCAUACCCAAUUGAGUAGUGGCCUAGUGGAGGCCUACGGCAGAUGUGGGUGUCUUGUACAUGCUCAAAAUGUGUUUAGAGGUAUGAUGGAAAGAGAUGUGGUUGCAUGGAGUAGCUUGAUAUCGGCAUACGCGCUUCAUGGGGAGGCCAGAAUUGCGCUGGAUAUUUUUCAGCAGAUGGAAUUGGCUAGAGUACAGCCUGAUGACAUAACCUUUCUUGGUGUACUGAAAGCUUGUAGCCAUGCGGGUUUAGCUGAUGAAGCAUUGGAUUACUUUGCUCGAAUGCGAACGGAAUAUGGCGUGGAAGCAAGUAGUGAUCACUAUUCAUGCUUAGUGGAUGUGUUAAGCAGAGCUGGGAGAUUACACGAGGCAUAUCAGGUAAUACUAGAAAUGCCAGUUAAGGUGACUGCAAAAGCUUGGGGUGCACUUCUGGGGGCAUGUCGAACAUAUGGAGAUUUUGAGCUAGCGGAGAUUGCAGGAAAAGCUUUGUCUGAGAUUGAACCUGAUAAUCCUGCCAACUAUGUACUGUUGGCUGGCAUAUAUGCCAGUCUAGGGAGACACGAGGAAGCAGAAAGGAUGAGAAGGGAAAUGAAGAAAAGGGGAGUGAAGGCUGCCCCUGGUAGUAGCUGGGUAGUGUAUCAGGAUUGAGAAGAGUGACUUUUGAGCUUUUUUUUUUCCUCGACAAAGGAGGGAUAAACGUCAGGCACACACAUCACUCUGGACAGUCGGCUAAAGCUUCCAUUUGAUAUUCACGUAGAGAUAGAGAAACAGCUGCAAUCAGAAAUAUGAAGCUACAGCUGAAAUUACAACCUGUUCCUCUGACAGCAAAUAUGCCUGAGAUAUAUUUGAACCUGUUUGUAAAUAUGCAAUUGUUUCUAGAAAAGAUUUCCGUUUUGGUUGCAACUUGUCAUCUCUCCUGAAAUUCUCAAAUAUAAGCAACUACGUCAUUUACUUCA
Messenger RNA from Juglans regia (Persian walnut), 1808 nucleotides. Its product is annotated as putative pentatricopeptide repeat-containing protein At1g03510. Bases 214 to 1500 code for a protein of 428 amino acids. The record is from RefSeq and is a predicted model, not a curated record. Gene Ontology annotation, molecular function: RNA binding; protein binding. Gene Ontology annotation, biological process: RNA modification. The transcript has a single exon. Lineage: Eukaryota; Viridiplantae; Streptophyta; Magnoliopsida; Fagales; Juglandaceae.